AUGUAAAAAUAAUUUGAAGGAUAAAAUAAUUUAGAAGAUUAUUUCUUAGAAGUUGAGUAGGUUAUAAGCAAUGUAAGAUAUAAUAGUUAAUAGUCUUAGAAUGUCAAUCCUUAUGAUAUUAAAUGUCCAAUAUGUUUAAAUGUAUAUUUGGAUCCAAUUUCAUGUGACUCAUGUAUGAAUCAUUUUUGUAGGAAAUGCUACCAAAAGAAAUAAGUAAUUAUAUAAUGAUUAUUAAAAAGAGCACAAAAUGUCCUUUAUGCAAUCGUCUUAGUGAGACAAGAAAAGCAUUUCCACUUUUAAGAUAAUUAUUGAGUUAAUUAAAAAUGAAAUGUCCUCAUUUUAAUUAAGGUUAUGAUAGAAUUAUAAUUAUAGGAUGUUAAGCAAUAAUUGAUUAUGAUGCUUACGAUAAACAUAUUAAAUAAUGUGAUUAUAGUGAAGAAAUUUGUGGAUUAAUGGAUGGUAAAUUAUAAUGUAAUGUUGUAAAAUUUAAGAAGGAUAUACAAAAACAUAGGAUAUAUGAAUGUAAUUAUAGAUAAUGUGAAUGUUGUCAUUGUCAUUAAUUUGUAAUAAAUAGAAUAACUAUUCUUUUAGUUUAGCAAUUUUAAAUUAGAAAUGCAUGAGCUCAAAUGUGAAGAGGCUUUAAUAAAUUGUCCAAAAUGUUAUAUUAAAAUAAAAAUAAAGGAUUAAUCUAGUCAUCUCUUAAUUUGUGAUUAGAAUAUAGAAAAAUGUAAUUAUUGUAGUGUAGAAUAUUCUUUACAAUAAUUAUUAAUUCAUUAAAAUGAAUGUCCAUUAAGACCAGUUUGUUGUGUUGGUUGUUCUUAAAGAUUUACUUUUAGUAUUUAUUACAUACAUUAAACUAAAUGUCCUAAAUUUCCAUAAACAUGUCAAAAUUGUAAUCAAAUAAUAAUAAGGGAAUAAUUUGAAAAUCAUAAAUUUAAAGAUUGUUUGAUAUAUAUAAAAUCUCAACAUGACAAAGAAAUAUAAAAUUUAAUUCAAAAACAAUAAUAACUUGAAAUUGAAUUAAAAAAAAGAGAUACAAUAAUUAAGUAAAGACAAAUAGGAUUUUAGGUUUUCCAAUCGAUUUAAAGAUCCAGAUAUAUUUCUAAAUUUAGAUAAGACAUUUGCAUUUGUUAAGUCAACAGCAAGUAAAAAGAAAGAUAGAUUUGUUUUAUUUAAUAAUCCAAUUUCAGAAUAAAGAAAAUAAUGGAAGUUUAAGUAUAAAUAAUAAUACUAAAAAUAAUAGAUGUUCCCAAGUGAUAAGUUCAUGGUAUGCAGUAGGUGUUACAGAAUUAUCUACUUUGUAUUCUCAAAAAAGAUAUUAAUCUAUAGGACAUGGAUCCUAUCUAGUAUCUUCAAAUGGAACUAUGUAUAAUAAUCAUAAAGAUGAUCAGAAUUCAAAGGAAAGUGAUUUCUAGAUUAAUACAAAUGAUAUUAUUGUUAUUACUAUAGAUUUAGAUGCAGAUUUAUUGAUUCUUACUAAUACAACUUAAAAUUUAUCACUUGAAAUAGAGGCAGAUUUUGGAGGAGUAGAAUAUUAUGGAUGUGCUUGUUUAAGAACUGCAGGAGAUGGAAUUUAAAUAAUUUAAUGA
Messenger RNA from Paramecium pentaurelia, 1589 nucleotides. NCBI's taxonomy places the organism in Eukaryota, Ciliophora, Oligohymenophorea, Peniculida, Parameciidae. The record is from the annotation of a GenBank genome assembly.